Molecule: messenger RNA, 5473 nt
Organism: Macaca mulatta (Rhesus monkey)
Lineage: Eukaryota; Metazoa; Chordata; Mammalia; Primates; Cercopithecidae
Gene: GRAP2
Product: GRB2 related adaptor protein 2
Biological process (GO): protein transport to vacuole involved in ubiquitin-dependent protein catabolic process via the multivesicular body sorting pathway
Cellular component (GO): ESCRT-0 complex
Molecular function (GO): protein binding
Source: RefSeq, a predicted model, not a curated record
ACCACUACACUCUAGCCUGGGCAACAGAACGAGACUCCGUCUCAAAAAAAAAAAAAAAAAAAAAAGUGACAAUGUAGGAUACCCUUUCAUUGGCAAAUAUUUACUGUGAGUAGAACAAUGUGCUAAGUCUAUAAACUGCAAAGAGGAGUGGGGCUCGGUUCCCAUCCUCUGGGGCUUACAAGGUAGCUGAAGUAAAACUCAAACCACAAAGUGAAGUUAAUAGUCACCAAUGAACUACAUAGUUAGUAAGCUCUCCACUGGUUCGGAAGAGGGCAAGAGUAACAAGACAGUAAUCCUAAAGGAGAUGGACUUGAGUUUGAGCUGGACCUGAAGUCAGGAGCUGGAGUGAGUAAAGGCAGAGGGGUGGGAACAUUUGUGAACCAAAGCUCAGGUGGGGGUUACAGCAGGCAGGGUGGGGAUAGAUUGGGAUGACUUUGAAUGUUAUGCCACUCUAAGGACUUCGGACUUGACUCUACAAGCAAGGUGGAAUUAUUAAGAGGUUUUGAGUAGAAAUGAUGUGAGCUGAACAGUGCUUUUGAGAAACUAAAUCUAUCAGGGAUUGGUGCUCCAAAUUAAUUGGAUGUGUUUCAGACUUGAGAUCAUGAGACCCUAACCCAGGCUGGGGACAGUGGGAUGUCUCCAUCAUACAUUAUAUUCCUGUGAAUACUUCUCAGGGAUUCAUAUGAAAUUGUGCCUCAAUGUGCCUACCUGUCUCUGCACUGUAAGACAAUGAUAUUGUGAUCCUGUGUGCUGCUUGGAACCAGCCUCAUUCCUUUAGCACCCCAGUUUGGACUUGGAAUAGGCCCAAGAGUGGCCUGUACACAAACCUCAAAGAAUCCAUGUGGCAUAGAUGUAAAAGCUGGGAGGAAUCUUGGAGCCCUCCAAGUCCUCCUCUUCAACUUAGAAAGAAGCUAAAUCUUGCUCAUCUCCCCAGUGACAGAUUCAGCAUGUGGCCUCAGAUCUUCCUGUGCUCCAGCAGUGCUUCUGAGGCCAGUUCAAAUUCUGCUUUGAGGUGUGCGUGUACCAAUUCUGGUGCAAUCCAGAAGCAUUUUGGACGAAUGAAGGAGUUGUUUAUGUUUUCUUGCCCUAAUUGAGAUAGUUGAAGCUGCUCUCCCUUACUCUACACCAAGCCCCCAGAUCUGGUACCUCCCUGAGUCCCUGACUUCAUCUCUGCCAAUUCCCUGCCUUGCUGCUUCCCCCACAACACCCUAUUAUUUCUUGCAUCCUGCCAUUGGUUGUGUUGUCCUCAUUUUCUGAAGCCUUUACCUCCCGUCUUAGGCCUCAUCACCUCCAGGAGACUCUCCAUGGCCUCAGCCCCUCCCUUAGGUGGACCAAGCUUCCUCCUUGGAGCUCCAUGCUACCCUGCAUAGGGCUCAGUCACUGUGUCUCCAUGAUGUCUUACAAUUGUCUAUUUGUGUGUCUGCCUCCUAUCCUUCAACUGUGAGCUCCCUGAGGAAAGAAAGUGUGGGUACGCAUCAUUGAAUACUCAGCGUCUAGCACAGUGCCUGGUACACGCUAGGUAUUGAAAUGUCUGAUAAAUAAAUGAAUGACAGUUGCAUAUUUGUCUUCUUGGUAUAUUCAUUCAUUUGAUAAAUAUUUAUUGAGUAAUUACUUAUAAUCGAAUUGGCGCUGUGUAGUUACACUUAAACAUCAAAAUAAACCUAUCCUCUCAAGCUCCAAAUUAUGCAUGCAUAAAUUAUACAUGUGAAGUGUUAACAUGCACACGCAGCAGAGAGUGUGCGUAUCUACAAAUACCAGAGCUAGCAAAUGAAAUAAACUGUGUGCCAGAUGUCCCGAAAUUUACAAAGAACCAAGAACCAAAAAUGACAGUUAGCUCCGUAAGCCCAACAAAAGAAAAAAAAAAAAAAAGGAAAAGAGCAAAAAAGCAAAAGAACAAAGGAACCUUGAGCAUAAGGAAGUGGCUAUGGUUUUUUCUACAUGCUCAAGCCGGGGGUGGGGAAGAGUCAUAAAACCUUUCUGUGCUGGACCGGUUCAUGUUAAGUCUGAGUUCCUCAAUCGCUGGUUCUCAGGAGCUGUUUGGAAAAUUCAUUGCCAUGCACGAGUCGGGGGAUUGGUUUUUUUCCACUGGAAAUUGUUAAUGGGGACUGCAUUAGCGGCCCCUUAUCGCUUUGCCUGAUAGAGAGACAGCAGGUUCGCCCAAACAAUUCUGGAAUCCUGAUCACUGCCAAUUAGGGGAGUAUUGUCUGGCUGACAUAAUCAACUUCACGUUACAGCAUGGAAGCUGUCGCCAAGUUUGAUUUCACUGCCUCAGGUGAGGAUGAACUGAGCUUUCACACUGGAGAUGUUUUGAAGAUUUUGAGUAACCAAGAGGAGUGGUUUAAGGCGGAGCUUGGGAGCCAGGAAGGAUAUGUGCCCAAGAAUUUCAUAGACAUCCAGUUUCCCGAAUGGUUUCACGAAGGCCUCUCUCGACACCAGGCAGAGAACUUACUGAUGGGCAAGGAGGUUGGUUUCUUCAUCAUCCGGGCCAGCCAGAGCUCCCCAGGGGACUUCUCCAUCUCUGUCAGGCAUGAGGAUGACGUUCAACACUUCAAGGUCAUGCGAGACAACAAGGGUAAUUACUUUCUGUGGACUGAGAAGUUUCCAUCCCUAAACAAGCUGGUGGACUACUACAGGACAAAUUCCAUCUCCAGACAGAAGCAGAUCUUCCUUAGAGACAGAACCCGAGAAGACCAGGGUCACCGGGGCAACAGCCUGGACCGGAGGUCCCAGGGAGGCCCACACCUCAGUGGGGCUGUGGGAGAAGAAAUCCGGCCUUCGAUGAACCGGAAGCUGUCGGAUCACCCCCCAGCCCUUCCCCUGCAGCAGCACCAGCACCAGCUACAGCCUCCGCAGUACGCCCCAGCGCCCCAGCAGCUGCAGCAGCCCCCACAGCAGCGGUAUCUGCAGCACCACCAUUUCCACCAGGAACGCCGAGGAGGCAGCCUUGACAUAAACGAUGGGCACUGUGGCACCAGCCUGGGCAGUGAAAUGAAUGCAGCCCUUAUGCAUCGGAGACACACAGACCCAGUGCAGCUCCAGGCAGCAGGGCGAGUGCGGUGGGCCCGGGCGCUGUACGACUUUGAGGCCCUGGAGGAUGACGAGCUGGGUUUCCACAGCGGGGAGGUGGUGGAAGUCCUGGAUAGCUCCAACCCAUCCUGGUGGACCGGCCGCCUGCACAACAAGCUGGGCCUCUUCCCUGCCAACUACGUGGCACCCAUGACCCGAUGAACCCUUCAGGGGACAGAAGCUUUUUGUCUGGAGCUGCCCACAAGGAAGGGGGCAAGGAAAAAAGGCUGGACUCCAUGACUAUAUAUACAUACAUCUAUCCGUGUCUGCCUGUGCACACACAACAUUUUAUACUAGUAAUUUAUUGGCAAUUGGGCUGGUAAUUAGUUGAUGCAAAAGGGAACUCAGGUGGAGAAGAAUAUUCACACUUGCUUUUCUGCUCCCCUCAGGGGUGUGUGGAAGGCACUGGGGGAGUUGGGAGGGGGGCAGGGAGAUGAAAUGGAGCUUUGUCCUGGCCUUCAGCUAUCACUGCUUCCUCCUUGUCUUGGGAAUUUUCACGGAGAACAGCUAAGCAGAGACUGCACCUCGGCAUUGGACACAGAACAACAGGGUGGGGUUGAACAUGGUGGGGCACGUUCUAGCUGACCUGCAAGCCCCGCUCACCUGGAGGGCUUGCAGGGCAGCUCUCCUCCUAUUCUCCAAGGGGUGGGCACUGCUGCAUUGGGAAUUAAGGUGCAGCUCAGUGCCACGGGCAGCCAAGCCAGUCUGAGCAGGGAUGUGGAGGCAGGACGGGGUUGGAGAGACUCUGCCUGUGCGAGGCUGGCCUCCUAGUCAACACCUAGCUGAGACAUCCAUCUCUGUUCAAAUUAAUAUUCCUUGGGUCUUUCAAACGAAUGUUCCAAUGUGAGGAGCCAAGUCCUGGGAAAUCAAGGGAUUUUCCAUGAUCCCCAAGCAGCUUACUCUGUGUAACCUCUACUUCCCCAGCUAUGAAGGAAAUAGCAUCCUAGACUCCAUAAAGAGCUUGGAGAAGCUCUGGCUGAGAAUGCUGAAUGUUAGAGUCAUUGUUUUAUGGUUACAAGAGUGUGUCUUCAGGGCUGUGUUCAUUUUCCCUCUUGAUUUUGUUUUGAAGAUGCCUUGCCCAGUGGCAUGGAAAGAAGCCCACUUAAUAAGAGCACUGACUGUGGAUUGAUUGACUAAAUAUGACCCCAGGUGGAAGCUGGCUUUUAUGUGAGCUCCCUGUUCAGUCUGACCAUUGCUGUCCUCCUGCCACCCAAGAGUUGCACCUGGAGUAAGGAACCCCACCAUGGCUGUCCCUCUCCAUCCCCUCAAGCUAGAAUCAUGUGUCCAAGUGCUCACCCUGCAGGUGCGCAGCAGACGUCAGCCUGGCCAGGGACGAAGGAAACACUGGAGAGGAAGCUCAGGGCCUUAGAGGAGGCCAGGCGCAAACCCUUUCUUCACCAAGGGCACUCGGAGUUUGUGGGUGUGGGUGUGUACCCCGCGGGUGUGCCCAUGUGUGCUUGCAGGCACAUAUGUGUGCACUCCUAUGUGUAUACAUGUGUGCUUGUGUGUGCAUGUGUGCAUUCCUGUAUGUGUGGACAUGUGUGCGCAUGCAUCUGUGUGUCUGUGUGGUGAGACAGGCAAGAGGGGAGAAAGUGUUGGUGAGGGAGCCUGGAAGUUUUCUCUUCCCCAGCCUCUCUCGCUCUAAGGAGGGACGGGGUUGGGGGCAGCCAUUAUUGCAGGUGAUUGGAGAAGAAAGAUUUUCUGACUCAGAAGUAACUGCCAGUGUAGCACAAGCAGUGUCCCUUGUGACUCUGAUUCUACAGUUCUCUGAUCCCCAUGUUUCCUUUAGUGGAAAGAGGAAAAAGGAACUCGUGGUGGGUAUAGGGAGGGAAAAGAAAAUAGCCUGGUGGAGGCAGGGGGGAGUCGAGCCUGAGGAAGGAGUGCCUGCAGCUUUUGGAAGUGAAAGCAGAGACAGGGAAAGGUAGCUAAGACGUCCAGGAGUAUCAAGGGGCAGUGUGAGAGGCACAGGGGGAGGAAGGGGAGAGGGUGAGUGCGGCUAGGGAAGAGAGCGGUGUGGAGUUGGUGGGCAGACGGUGCAGGAGGAGGGCCAGGCAGUGGGGAGAGGAAGAAUCAGAGCAGAGAAACCGCUGCUGUGGAAGGCAGGGAGCAAAGAAGCAUAAGAAAAAGAACAGGAGAAAGAACAAAGGCAGAGAAGACCUCCUCAGCUAUUUUGGUGCUAGGUAAUGUGAAAUGCUGCAGUAAAUAAAAGCCAAAAGUAAUGUUUGAUUUUACAAUAUUUACAAACCAUAUGCUUUAAACAGCCCACAAACUUCAUCCAGUUGUCUGAUGAUGUGGGAGGACCAGCUCUAGUUAGACAGAGGUACGUGAUUGGAUUGUGGUGGAGAUUUUGUGCCUUGAAAGACUUCUCAAGAAAGCAGUAAUAAAACAAAGUGUCCUUGUUUGGCCA